This is a messenger RNA of Bipolaris maydis ATCC 48331, 165 nucleotides long. The record is from RefSeq and is a predicted model, not a curated record. Lineage: Eukaryota; Fungi; Ascomycota; Dothideomycetes; Pleosporales; Pleosporaceae.
AUGGCAUAUGCGUGUGACGACACUCGUUGUGCGCAUGACGAGGCGAGUGAGGCGAUGAAACGUAGUAGAGUCGACGUGGUGCGAGGCCGGAGUCCGAGUGUGGGCUUGCCCGUUGUUCGAGAACGUUUUUUGCGUGGGUACGACGGCAAGGGCAUGCAUUGGUGA